Molecule: messenger RNA, 3141 nt
Organism: Gadus macrocephalus (Pacific cod)
Lineage: Eukaryota; Metazoa; Chordata; Actinopteri; Gadiformes; Gadidae
Gene: pdp1
Product: pyruvate dehydrogenase phosphatase catalytic subunit 1
Exons: 9
Coding region: 192-1766 (524 amino acids)
Biological process (GO): protein dephosphorylation
Molecular function (GO): cation binding; protein serine/threonine phosphatase activity
Source: RefSeq, a predicted model, not a curated record
CAUCACUCCUUUCAACCCUCAGCCAAUCAGUGCUCACUGGGCGAUGCUCUGGUUGUGAAUGAUGUGCGGCGUUUAAGGUGUUGAUAGUUAUCCAGCUAUGUACUUCAACAUUGACUUUGAAUCACUGUGGUAAGGUGCCCAACCAUCGGUGGGGUUCUGUGUGUGUGAUCACCUGAGGUGUAGAGCGAGUCAUGCCGGGGGCCUGGCAGCUCUUCCGAGGAUUGCCCCGCACCAAGAUCUUGGCCUCAAGCCUGUUGCCAUGCCAACACCAGUCCCACUCGGGACCCGUUCCACACCAAGCUCCUCCCAGACACCCUUCCCUCAGCUGGAGGCUCCGCCCCGUGUCUCGGAGCUACCGAGCCACCCCCAACCUCCACAGCUACACCCUCACCCCGCCACAGGUCAACUCCAUCCUGAAAGCCAAUGAGUACAGCUUUAAGGUGCCGGAGUUUGAUGGGAAGAACGUGUCGUCGGUGAUGGGCUUUGACAGCAACCAGCUCCCGGCCAACGCUCCCAUAGAGGACCGCCGCAGCGUGGCCACCUGCCUGCAGACACGGGGCAUGCUCAUGGCGGUCUUCGACGGCCACGCCGGCUGUGCCUGCGCCCAGGCAUUGAGCGAGCGCUUGUUCUACUACAUCGCCGUGUCCCUGCUGUCCCACGAGACCCUGUGUGAGCUGGACGAGGCGGUGGAGGCGGGGCGGGCCCUCAGCCCCAUCCUGCAGUGGCACAAGCACCCCAACGACUACUUCAGCCGGGAGGCCCAGAGCCUCUACUUCAACAGCCUCCGGACCUACUGGCAGGAGCUCAUAGACCUGAGCAGCCCCGGGGAGGUUCCAGAGACGGGGGAGGCGCUGCUGAACGCCUUCAAGAGGCUGGACAACGACCUCUCUCUGGAGGCCCAGGUGGGAGACCCCAAUGCAUACUUGCACUACUGGGUGUUGAGGGUGGCCUUUUCCGGCGCCACGGCCUGUGUGGCGCACAUCGAUGGAUCAGACCUGUUCAUAGCCAACUCGGGCGACGGGCGAGCGGUGCUGGGGGUGCAGGAGGAGGACGGCUCCUUCACGGCUCACACGCUGUCCAACGACCACAAUGCCCAGAAUGAGGACGAGCUGGCCCGGAUACGAGGGGAGCACCCUCCGUCAGAGAAGAAGACCGUCAUACGACAGGACCGCCUGCUCGGGCUGCUGAUGCCGUUCCGUGCGUUCGGGGACGUGAAGUUCAAGUGGAGCAUCGAGCUGCAGAAGAGGGUGCUGGAGUCGGGCCCCGACCAGCUCCACGAGAACGAGCACACCAAGUUCAUCCCCCCCAACUACCACACGCCCCCGUACCUGACCGCCGAGCCCGAGAUCACGCACCACAGGCUGCGGCCGCAGGACCGCUUCCUGGUGAUCGGCUCGGACGGCCUGUGGGAGACGCUGCACCGGCAGGAGGUGGUGCGUGUGGUGGGGGAGUACCUGACCGGGUCGCAGCAGCAGCAGCCGCUGACGGUGGGCGGCUACAAGGUGACGCUGGGCCAGAUGCAGGGGCUGCUUGAGGAGCGGAAGGCCCGCACCUCCUCGGCCUUCGAGGACCAGAACGCGGCCACCCACCUGAUGCGCCACGCGGUGGGCAACAACGAGUUUGGCACGGUGGACCACGAGCGGCUGUCCAAGAUGCUGUCGCUGCCCGAGGAGCUGGCGCGCAUGUACCGCGACGACAUCACCAUCAUCGUGUCCCAGUUCAACCCGCACGCGAUAGGAAGUCAGAGGCGGGAGAACCAGUCCUGAGGCAGGAAGAAGGACCUCACACACGAUGAACUGUACAGUAUGUGUCUGUAAGAACGCACACGGACGGACUCUCCUUCUGGUUUUAAGAGCUGUUUUAGGAAUAUGUCGAUUGGUUUAAGGAGUUGAUAUGCAGUCCGGAAUAACUUUUUAACUGUUUAACUCGAACUACGGGACACCAGUGCAGUUUAGAGUCUAAAUGAGGUGCUCUUCCACACAAAAUAUACAUAUUUUUUUCUGCAAACCAAAAAUUUGGUUUCUUUAAUUCUUGGACUGGUUAUGAAGAAUAUCCAUCCCCGCCAAAAUAAAUAUCAAAGAGUUGUCUGAUAGAAAAAUGUUACAAAAUCUUAUGCCAAAGAUUUAGCCGUCUAUAAUCCAACCUCUUUCCCCACUGCCUGGGGUGAGGCUUUGAGAACACGGUCCUCCCCCCCCCAUAUAUUUAGUUUUGUGUUUGAAAUGGGACAGCAGCUGGGAAUCCCCAGGCUGCUGUAUGCCACUUGGUACAGAAGGACAUGUAUACAGCUGGGUUAUAUAGGACUUGUUUUCAUGUGCACUGACCUGGUUCCUGCAUAGUGCAGCCAGCACAGUCACUGGCCAUCAUGGAUGGUGCGUUUGGGUAGAACAGGUUGGUCGAGCAGGGCAAGAUGGCUAACCAAUGUAUCCGGUUCUUUUGUGCAUUCGCCGGUAUCAAUUACAAUCUUUCCUUCUUGCAAUCUAUUUGCUAAUUUCUGAUAAGAAAUAUGGAGUACAGUAUGAAGCUUGUCAGCAUUGUGUUUCUGUACAGCGUGCUUGAUGCUUCAGGGCAUGUCAGUGAAGGGUACAUGUGUUUAAACCUAUUGCACCUAAACCAGUGUUUCUUAUGUUUUCCUCUCUAAUGAGCACUUCCUUUAUAUCUUAUUCUCUCUGAUACCUGCCCAUACUUAAGCUUGCCUUCUGUAAAUGCUAUUUUUAGCAGAGCACAUAGGGUGUGUACUUUUUGCAUAUAUAUCAUUUGUAUUUGUAUAGAGCGAGAGAGCCUUGUUCUCUUACACUGGCUUGUUCGUUGAAGGCUUGUUUGCUGGAAGGUCGCUAAAGGCUCUGCCAUGAUUUUAAUAAUUAUGAGGUAACCAACCACAAGGUUGGGGGUCAUCUUGAAGUCUUCCAGGGCCUUGAGAGUGGAGGUCGGUUAAGUCCCUGACCACACUAGCGCUCUCUACUGGCCGGACUCUGGCUGCCUGUCUGCUGCAUUCUGGGAAAAAAUACCUGAACAGAGCAAGGGAAAGCUAUUAAGCAAUAUGUUACACUUUAUCAAGGAUUGUAUGUAUGUAUGUAUUGAUCUGUAACUUAUGUGUAAUGCCAUUUGUAUUUGGAUUGUUGUAAUAAAACACUAAAUACUCAA